Messenger RNA from Ogataea angusta, 1890 nucleotides. RefSeq lists its product as uncharacterized. Lineage: Eukaryota; Fungi; Ascomycota; Pichiomycetes; Pichiales; Pichiaceae. Gene Ontology annotation, molecular function: malate dehydrogenase (decarboxylating) (NAD+) activity; NAD binding. The coding region runs from base 1 to 1890 and encodes 629 amino acids. Gene Ontology annotation, biological process: malate metabolic process; pyruvate metabolic process. Gene Ontology annotation, cellular component: mitochondrion. The transcript has a single exon. The record is from RefSeq and is a predicted model, not a curated record.
AUGUCCGUCUGUAUCGCUCGAAAGUGGAAGCCAAGUGGUUUCGUGAGAUACCAAUCAAUCAUCAGUGAUUCUGUCACAUCGCAUGUUCAUUCACAUACAAUCAAGACCCCGGUCGGUGAGCAAGCUAAACUGAGAGCCCCAAGGUACACCAGAUUGUCUGUUGAUGGACCCAUUGAGUGUUCUUUGCAUGGAUUCCAAUUGCUCAACUCACCUCUUUUCAACAAAGGCUCUGCUUUCACUGUCGAGGAAAGAGAGGCUUUUGGGCUUACAGGACUUUUACCGCCAGUCGUGAACACCCUGGAUGAGCAAGUGGAGAGAGCUUACGACCAGCUCCACUUUCUCAAGACCCCGCUCGCCAAAAACGAUUUCUGCACCUCCAUGAGACAGCAAAAUAAGGUGUUAUUUUACGAAUUGGUGAGAAGACACAUUAGAGAGCUGCUCCCGAUCGUGUAUACUCCGACGGAAGGAGACGCCAUAGCCGCCUACUCGAAUAGAUUCAGAAAGCCAGAAGGAUGUUUCUUAGAUAUCACGGAUCCCGAUUCCGUGGACGAGAGACUAGCCGCAUUCGGCGAGGCUAAAGAUAUAGACUACAUUGUUGUUUCUGACGGGGAAGGAAUUUUGGGUAUUGGAGACCAGGGUGUGGGAGGUGUGCGUAUCACCAUCGCCAAGGCAGCUCUCAUGACUUUGUGUGCUGGUGUCCAUCCAGGAAGAGUGAUGAGCGUUGUUUUGGACGUUGGCACCGACAACGAGAGACUUCUAAACGAUGAUCUCUACAUGGGAAACAGAUUCAAGAGAGUCAGGGGGGAGGAGUACGACAAAUUCGUGGACAAGUUCAUCCAGACCGUAAAGAAGAGAUUUCCAAGCGCCGUUUUGCACUUUGAGGAUUUCGGUGUCACCACUGCCAGACCUAUCUUGGAAAGAUACAGAAAAGAGCUGCCAUGUUUCAACGACGAUAUUCAAGGAACUGGUGCUGUUGUCAUGGCUUCCAUGACUGCCGCUCUGAAGGUUAGCCAGAGAAACCUGUUGGACUCGCAGAUCAUCAUCUACGGUGCAGGAUCGGCAGGUCUGGGUGUUGCCGACCAGAUUGUGAACCACAUGGUCAUUCACGGAAGCACUCCUGAGGACGCAAGGGCAAGAAUCCACUGCAUGGACAAGAGAGGCCUCAUUUUAGACUCUAUGCACAAGACCUCGACGCCUGCUCAACAGAAAUACGCCGACCCAGCCGACGAAUGGGAAGGUGUCAACACAAAAUCUCUAGUGGAGGUGGUAAGAAAAAUCAAGCCUACGGUUCUGGUUGGCUGCUCGACACAGGCCUCUGCGUUCAACGAGGAAGUCAUCAAGGAGAUGUACAAACACAACCCUAGACCCAUCAUUUUCCCGCUUUCCAACCCAACAAGACUCCACGAGUGCACGCCUGAGGACGCUCUGAAAUGGACAGACUACAACGCUAUGGUGGCCACGGGCUCGCCGUUCCCUCCGGUCCACGGUUACGUGAUUUCAGAAAACAACAACUGUUUCACGUUCCCUGGUAUCGGUCUGGGCGCAGUUCUCUCGAGAGCAACUACUAUUUCUGACUCGAUGAUCUCUGCUGCCGUUGACCAGCUGGCUGACGGUUCUCCUGCUAAGAAGAACGCCAAGGCCGGUCUUCUGGCCCCUCUCGAGGUCAUUGACGAGACCUCCGCCAAAGUUGCAACUGCCGUGAUUUUGCGCGCCUUGGAAGAGGGAGUCGCUCGUGUCGAGGACGAAGAAUCUCCAGACGGAGGCAAGGUCACUGUUCCUAGAGACUUUGAAGAGUGUCUUGCCUGGGUCAAAUCGCAAAUGUGGAAACCGGUCUACAGACCGAUGAUCAAGGUCGAGCACGUCGACUCUAUCCACACCCACCAGUGCUAA